Molecule: messenger RNA, 4269 nt
Organism: Linum trigynum
Lineage: Eukaryota; Viridiplantae; Streptophyta; Magnoliopsida; Malpighiales; Linaceae
Source: the annotation of a GenBank genome assembly
AUUGGUUUUGAUAUUAAAUAAAAUAACUUCUUCUGUCUGCUCUCCAUUUCUGCCCCUUUUUCUCUCAAAACCCUAAUUCCGUCGAUUCAGUUUGGGCCUCGAAACACCUAUCCCGUCUUUCGUCUCUCUUCUUCCCACCGUGCUAACCGCUCCCUGUCCAAAAUCAAUCCGUCUGCUCCACCUGCGAUCUCUCGCGCGAUUCGAUUGCCCUUCGCCGAUCGCUUUCGCAGCCGCCGUCGCCGUCGCCGUCGUCGUUGCCGUGGUCGUCAACAGCAGCAUCGAUCACUCCGUCUCGUCUCCUCUCUCCCCUCCCAUCUUUCUUCCAGGUUGGCACCCCCUCCUUUCUCUUUCAUGUAUCUUUCUCCCGUCAUUUCGAAUUCCGUUCUCAUUCUGGGGUGAAUUCCUCGACGAGUCUGCCACAAUUGUAAUUCGAUUGUUUUGGGCGGCUCGGGAUUCGGAAUUGGGGGGGAUGAAUCCGUGGUGUGAAGUUUUGGUACGGAUCUCCUUGGUUGCCAGUCGUCGCUGAUGUUGAGAAUGGCGUGAUUCUGUUUUGUUAAAUCCCUAAUUCUGCCCGAUUACUGCCGGCCUGAUCAGUUGUGAUGGAAAAUCCCCCGCCUUUUUCUGCUUCAUUUGGCUUUGAUCUUUUUCCCUCUUUGAUAAUGUUAUAUUCAAUCGCCUUUCUUAUGCUUUGGGAUCAGCUGCUAAACUGGAUUAUGUACUCUCUUGGCUGUUCUUCGGGGUGAGUGGAGAAUCUUGAUUCUUCUCUGUUCCGGCAAUAAUGUCUGAUGAGUUCUGAUGAGGGACGGAUGAGUCUAACUAGUAGUCUACUCUGUACUACGAGGAAGACAGGAAGUGGGAACGGAGUUUAUCAAGGUUUGGAGUUGAGUUUGCUGGCCUGGUUGCUGUUGUUAAUCAUCCUUGUUCUUUCCAACCCUAGCUGUUGUGCUUCAUUCCGUAGGUGGAAAUGGAAAAUGUAGCACCAUCUUUCUUCUCUUUGGUGAUGCUGGCCCCAAGUUUGAGAGUGGGUUGGAUGUUUUUAUCGACCCAUCACCACUAGGCAAUCCCUUGGAGUUGUUUAUUCAUGAGAUUUUCUGUGGGUUUGUAGAAGAAUUUUGGUCCAAUAGGGUUCAUCAGCAAUGGCUUUGAAGUGGAUAUAAUCUAGCCGAGAAGUCUACCUCUAGCAUAUGAUAUGAUGCUUGCAGUCAUGUGGUUAGGAUGGACUAUGGAGCAUCUGGUCAAAUCUUGGAAUUCUUACCUUCAUUGCAGAGAUCUUUGAGUACCAAUCCUUCUGUUACUUGCAUAAGAUAUGGUCUUUUUUAUGCUUCAGACAGUGUUGGGAUUGCUAUCUCAUGUGGUCCUUCUAACUUUGGAUGGAAUUCCCACAUUGGUCAAAAUAGAUAUUUGAUGGUUAUAUCUGUUGGCAUAGAAAAUUAGAAAACUGUGGGAAGACAGUUAACAGCUGUUGGUAUGGCUUGUAUCAUAAUGUCCCUUGGGUAGUGUACUUUUGCAUUAUGUGUAAUUUGAAGGGAAGUGUUUCAUAGCUUUUUCAUGUGGUAAUUUGGCUUUUACUCACACGAGAAGAUGGCACGUUUUUGUUGGAACUCUCUUGAGCCGUUUGAAACGGAAUAAAUUCAAGAGUAUGGGGCCUGCAAUUCCUUCUUGCAUGGGCUACAUCCGCUACACGUAUAAGAGUGACAAAACCAGAAUGGGAUGAACUGGGCCACAUGAAUAUAGGAGGAAAGAUAGUAGUGUGAGCGGUUGUUGAAUUGAACUCUAAGGAAUCCCAUUUUCUGUGGCGGAAUAAUCGUGGCUAGCAAUUUUCUUCAAGUUAGACUUAUAUGUGCAUACAAUAAACUGUUGCUUUGUGCCUUUCCUCAAGUUACUGCCCAUUAUGGAGUCUGUCUAUAUUAAGAUUCGACCUUUUGUUUCUUAUUUAAAUAAUGAGCAUACUUCCUAGGGUAAGUCUGACCUGAAAAUGUGUUGUUGUCUUAAAACUUUACAGGAGCCACAGUCUCUACUUUGAGGUAGUGAUGUCUCCGGCAUCAAGAGCCAAGUCCAAGGACAAGAAAUCUGGCAAAGAACCUCAGAAGGCACUAUCAAAGCCUUCAUCAGGCACUGUUAACGGGGGUAGCAGUAGUAGCAUCCCAGCCAGUGCAUAUAAUCCACUGUCUGGAACAUUCCAUACACUUGAAACCGUGCCAACAUCUGCCACCUCUCCCAUACACAACAAUGGCAGAUUCCGCAACAUAGAUGAGACAGAUGAUCAGUUUGGGGGAGCUGGUGGCGUGGAAUAUGAUUCUGUCUCAAACAAUGGAAGCUGGUCUGGUGAUUCAGAAGAUCACCACAAGGAGAAGACCUCCAACACUCCCGCACGCCAGGACGCAACAAUACCUGGUGCUGCCGACAAUGAUAAGAGAGAGAAAAUCCGUCAGAAGAAUGAGAGGAAGCAUCAGCGUCAGAAGGAAAGGCGGGCACAAGAAUUGCACGAGCGGUGCAGUGGCUAUCUCAUGUCAAGGAAGCUCGAAGCACUUGCUCAGCAGCUAGUUGCCAUGGGAUUCUCGCAUGAAAGAGCUACCAUGGCUCUAAUACUUAAUGAAGGUAAAGUAGAGGAAUCUGUAUCAUGGUUGUUUGAAGUUGGUGAAGAUGCAGAUGAUAAACACAGGGAUCAGAAUCUUGGUGGUGGUGGGAAUUUGAAAAUUGAUAUAUCUGAUGAGCUUGCUCGGAUUGCUGAUUUAGAAGUGAGAUACAAGUGCACGAAGCAAGAGGUUGAACGUGCAGUAGUUGGUUCUGAAGGUGACCUCGAUAAAGCUGCAGAGAGUUUAAGGAGGAUGAAGCUCGAUCCCCCUCCUUCACCUCCAAAGCCUGACGAAACUGGCGAUCCCCCAACUAUGAUUAACAGUGGCAAGGGGGGUCCAAUAGCUGUCAGUCAUCAGAAUGUUAUGAGAUCUCAAGUAAGACCUAAUCAUAGUCAACCUUCCAUGGUAGUACAACAGAGACGAGAUGAUAAUAGAGACUUCAACUACACAAAAGCAGCUGUUCCUCCUCCCUUGGGAGGAGGAGCAUCUCCAGAACCUGGGAUGGUGAAGAACUUGCAGCAGCCUUUGAACAGAAUACAACCAUCAAAGUUGGUCUCUGGUGUGGUGGUAUCAGAGAAAAGGUGGACUGGUGCGCCAGCAUCUAAUAGUAACCCAUCUGUUUCUUACUCUCUGUCGUCUCCUUUGCAAGUUUCACCACAGCCACCCAAGGCAGAUAGCAGCAGGUAUACACCAUCAUCUGUUGGGAGUGAAUAUAACAACAAGAACUUUCACCCUGGUGGAACUACUGUUAGAGAACCUGUUAUCAUGAUGCAGCGACCUCAACCUACUGUAAAUACAAAACAGCUUCCAGCAGUAACAAGCAUGAGCUCAUCUCCUCCACCUGGGUCUGCUUGCCUCAAUUGGUACCCUGCAAAUGGCAUUGAUAUGAUGAAGCCCAGUAAUGGAUUUGUGCCCCAGAUUCCAAGCAACCUAAACCCAAGCCACCUCACUUCCUCUAAUCAAAUGUUCCACAACCAUCAUCUGCAGUUUCAACAGCAGCAGCAGCAGCAGCAGCAGCAACAACAUUUUAUUCCUGGAAGCAGUCCUCUAGAUACAAGCAGAGGAGGGAAUGGGUUAUGGAGUAAUAGAACAGGGGCCGCUUCAACCCUUGCUGCUGCUUCUAACCUCGGACUCUUCUCUGGCUUCGGUUCAACUGUUUCCUCGGGGGCCUCCUCACCUGUCGAUUGGAGCACUGCAAGCUCGAUGGCACAGUUAGACUACACCAGCAUAGACUGGAGUUUGGAUAGGAGUUCGUCUUCGCCAAGGCCUAAUACAACAUUCUGUCUCGGGCAAGGGUCGUUAAUGAAUGGUGCCACCCAGGGUUAUGACCCUACAGGGUCGGGGUUGGGUGCAAAGCUAUCGAUGAGAGCAACUCCAAGUAUGAAUGGUGUAGGUGGCUUUGCAGGGCUGCAGGACGGUGGCGGGGUGACCAACCCGGAAACAUCAGCUGGCGGCUCGCAUGAAUGGACGUCUCCAUUUGAGGGGAAAGACCUGUUUAGCUUACCCAGACAGUUUGUUUCUUCUCCUUCACUGUAGUAGGGUGGUUUGGGGGGCGCCGUGAAUAAAAAUGAAAUAGAAAAAAAAAAAAAAGGGAAGGACAGGAAAAAUGUGUUUGAAUUUUAUGGUUGCUGUUGGGUUGCCUGCUUUUUUUGUCGAUUUGUUGAAUAUCCUUUAGUAAAAAGUGGCAUCUCAA